GUCCGCCAUCUGAUCGGGUUAAUCCCAUCAUUGGUGCUUUCAUUGAGAGAUAUAUAACUGUGAGAUAAAACUGUGAGGUUAUGGUCGGACGAAGGACGAGACGUAACACUGCUGCUUCUGCCCAAUCGACGGUGAGGAGUGACAACCCUGAACAGGGAAUGAUCGUUCCUGUCAAUGGGUUGGAGACGGCGUUGAAUAAUGUGGCUAACAUGAUGGCCAACAUUAUGGAACGGUUGGAUAAGGCUCUCCCUGGUCCAUCCGGUACCCGGGACGUCCCUACCGGGCAACCCCGCCAGGUCCUGCGUACUGCGAGUUCUCCCAUCCUCCAGGAGCUUCAUGAUCUGGAGGAGGUCGAGAGGGAGAGACAGGCCGUCGCUAGACGUCGGGCGGAGGAGUUGGCCCAGAAUACUCACGUUAGUGAGAGGCUGGGGAAGAAUCCGGACAAGGCAUCCCAGAGUUGGGUACGACCCCAGGCCAGCCAGGUGGCAUCUUUUAACCGCGAACCCCGGCAGCGAAUCGGCCGCGGUGGGAGCCAAGCUCCGGUCCGGUCAUUGGUGGUUCUGGAUGAGGACGAAGUUCAAAGCCAAGUCAGGGUCCCAGCACCACAGCGCCUGGGGCCGCCGGUACCGGAAGCGGGUGAAUUCCAGGAUCUGAGGCAGCAGAUCCAGGAGAUGCAGAGGAAGAUAAACAAGGGACAAGUGAUGAUUGUCGUUGACGCCAACGAUGCACUAAUGUGUCGGUGCUUCCUGCAGACAGUUGAUAGCAAGGUUGCAGAUUGGGUCAACCACAUUCCUGCUGGAUCGAUCCGGACAUGGGAUGAACUGGGAUUGCGGUUCUUAGAGCAUUUUGGCGGGCACUGCCGUCCCAAGAAGCAUUUCACUCAUCUGGCUUCAAAUUUCCUUGAAGGAACCGACGACAAAUCCAGGUUGGCCAUGUUCACGGCGGCAUUACAGGACGGACUCCUUCACACCGAUCUUACAACUCAUCCCCCGGAUACCUUCAAAGAAGCAUUGGUCCGGGCCGGGAGGUAUGUGACCCUGGAGGAGAGAAAGGAGGAGAAGAAAGAGAAGACUCCUAACGAAGAAGAGAAGGCGGGAAAUAAGAAGCCGAGUUUCCCGGAUGGCCCAAAGGGAACAAGCCCUAGGACCUCAGAGAAGCACAAAUCCGCCAAUCCAGUCUUCACGUUGCUGGUGGCUGAGGCUGAGACCCGGGAAAAACGCCACAUCAGGCUCGAAGAUAAAGAGGAGGAUUCGGAACCCGCCCCGUACCGACAGAAGAGACACCACAGGUGUAACUUCAUUAUUGGAGGGAAUACUGGCGGAGAUUCAGCCACGAGCCGGAAAAAGUGGGCCAACGCGGAGAUGCUCAACAAGGUGCUGGUCCCAGAAGGCAGACCCGGACUGGAAGAUUUAGAGUGUGUCAUCUCACCUCAUCAUCUAUGCAUAAAAUUCCCAACUCCCAGUGGAGUUGGAAUUGCCAGGGGAUCCCAGAGAGUGUCCCGUGCGUGGUAUUUGAAGGCAACCAAACAGCCUAUCAAGUACAACACCCAAGUGGGAGAGGUGACUGCACAGCUCUUGAGGGCAGAGGAGAGACGUCCUAGAGUAGAAAUUGUCGGCGACAUUGAGGAAGUUGAACUGGAGCCAGGCACACCGGGGAGGUUAGUAAGAAUUGGCAGGGGCCUAGGGGCUGAACUCAGAUCACGAGUGAUCUCAGUCCUUAAAAGGUUCAGGAAGGUCUUUGCAUGGAGUCCAGUUGAUAUGCCAGGACUGGAUCACAAGAUUGUAGUUCAUCGCCUUAAUGUCCUGCGAGAUGCUAAACCGGUGAAGCAGAAGCGAAGGCAUUUGUCGCAGGAAAGGAGGGAUUUCGUAAAGAAGGAGGUAGCAACUUUGCAGAACAUUGGUCACAUCCGGGAGGUUUUGAUAAUGCCAAACCGCCGUGAUCAAGAUAAGACAUUGAAUAUACAAGACUUUGCCAUUAGUACUGUGAUUGUGAGGGAAGAGAAUGGGGCCCAACAUCCGGUUUACUACGUCAGUAAGACUUUGAGAGAUGCGGAGUUAAGGCCGCGCCCAUCGAUCAAAGGGCAAGCACUCGCUGACUUCCAAGUCGAGUGUACUGCCAGGGAGAUGACAAGAGCACAGGUUGAUACCCGGGUAGAGGAUGACUGGUGGGUAAUGAGCAUCGAUGGAUCUUCUGGAUCUCGAUCUUGUGGAGAAGGUAUUGUUCUGAUUACUCCGGAAAAUUUCCGGAUAUAUUACGCUGUCAGAUUUCAGUUCCGCGAAUCCAACAAUGAAACUGAAUACGAAGCCCUGAUCAACGGACUGAAGAUUCUUGGCAAGCUGGGAGUGUCCAGGGUUCAAGUAUACAGCGGCUCCCGACUGGUGGUGGGACAAAUCACUGGGGAGUUUGAAGCAAAGGAAGAGAGGAUGAAAAGGUACCGAGACUUGUCCUUGGAGAUGUUGGGAAAGUUUGAGUUUAAGCUUGAACAUAUACCCCGGGCCCAAAACGCGGAAGAUGAUGUUCUAUCCAAGCUCAGCGCAGAAUCACCAGAAUACAUAAGCCGAUUGGCAACUAUCGAGGAGCUGGCAGCUCCGAGUCUCAACAGAGAUGAAGCGUUUUGGGUAUCAACUGAUCCCCCGGAAUGGUUGGACAGGUUGGCAAGAUACAUUGAGGACGAUGUAGCCCCGGAAGAUCCCCAAGAAGCCCGUUUGCUGCGGAUGAGGGCACUCACCUACAAGGUGCAGGAUGGAGUCCUUUAUAAACGGUCUUACAACGGCGUUCUGCUCCGCUGUCUUAGGGCAGCAGAGGCAAAGGCACUGAUGAAGGAAAUACACGAGGGAAGUAUAACCGGGAGGCCAGCCACGAACUACACGCCCAUCAGCUCCGUGAUUCCCUUCUCAAGAUGGGGGAUUGAUAUUGUUGGAGCCCUGCCAAAAGGAGUUGGACAGGCAAGGUGGAUAGUGGCGGCCAUUGACUACUUUACCAAGUGGGUGGAAGCCGAACCAUUUGCUGGGAUAACUGGAAGGCAAAUGAUCGAUUUCGUGGGAACCAACAUACUUUGUAGAUUUGGAGUCCCGAAGCAAAUCAUAUCUGACAAUGGAACACAGUUUGAGGAAGCAGAGUUCCAAGACUUCCUCAAAACUUGGGGAAUUCAGCAUACGAAAGUGUCUGUAGCCUACCCUCAGGCUAAUGGACAGGUGGAGAAUGUCAAAAGGACAAUCAUGAGUGGAAUAAAGAAGAAGCUACUUUCGGAAGGAAGCAAAUGGGUGGAGGAAUUGCCCAGAAUCCUGUGGACGUACAGAACAACUCCGAGGAGGGCUACGGGUGACACUCCCUUCGGUUUAGCUUAUGGUUUUGAAGCCCGGGCUCCAGCUGAGACAGUGAUCCCUACCAGGAGAGAAAUGGGAUAUGACCCGGAAGUGAACGAACAAAAUCAGGCCAUAGAGUUGAAUUUCAUAGAAGAAAGAAGGGAUGAGGCACGGAUCCGGGUAGAGAAUCAUCGACGCCAGGUGAAAUCUUACUUUGACAGUAAGGUGAAACCGAGGGCGUUCCAGGUGGGAGAUUACGUUCUGAGGAAGCGAGAGAAGAGUUAACCAACUAAAAGUGGGAAGCUAGCUAAGAAAUAUGAAGGACCUUAUAUCAUCAAGGCCGUUAUUCACCCAGGUACCUACAAGUUGGUGACUCCAAAGGGAAAAGAAAUUGACAGGACAUGG
Messenger RNA from Cuscuta campestris, 3710 nucleotides. Lineage: Eukaryota; Viridiplantae; Streptophyta; Magnoliopsida; Solanales; Convolvulaceae. The record is from the annotation of a GenBank genome assembly.